GUAUGUAGGUCGCACUGCCAACUAUUUAUCCCCCAUCCAUCAUCCCAGACACUGACAUUCCAACCAGAACCAACUACAAACAAACACAACCAAGAAGAGGAUGAGACUCAUCAGAGCACACGAUGGGGUCGCAUUCGAAUUCAGUCAACAGCAUCUCCAGGCCAUCGAUGGUCUCGCGGCCUUCUUCCAGCUUAUCGCAGAGACCAUCCAGAUCGAAGCCAGCCAGAUCAUACUCAUGAACCCACUAGGAUCACAACUCACCCAGAACUUACUCAACUCAAUCAUCCACCAAUCAACUCAAGACCAAUCAUCAUCCAACAGCUCUGAUACCCUACUCUACGCCUUCGACAGACAAUUUCUCUCAGCCGAUCCAUCAGAGGCACUCAACGCACUCGCCUGUCAGCCCGAACAUCUACUCCAACUCAAACCACCACCAUUCGAACCCAACAACACCACCCAUCUAGAUCCAGAAGAGCUCGAGCAACUCACACUCAACUAUCAUCAGGUCGGCGCAAACCAUCUCCGGACUAGCCUGCUCCUGCUCACUCACGUCCGCGCACAAAAAUCCGCACUCGAAGUCGCCCUCAACAACCUCGAUAAGUGUCGAGAACCCCCUCAGGGAGCGCUCGAAGCCUACGAAACCUUCGCUCAACCACUCGUACAAGACUAUGGCCAACUGCUCGAGGCCUUCGGACCCUCCUUUGCUCUCGCUAAGAGGGUCAAGAUCCAUCCCGCACUUCUACCCUCCAACGCCCUCCUCAAAUCUAAUUCGAGUCAGUCAGUCAGCAAUACUGCUACUAAUGCUACUACCACCUCCACCGGGAUGAUGAAAGUGAAAUACAUGGGCGAUUAUGUGAUGGAGGACAAGAUCCUACAGAUAAGGGACAAAUGUCUGAAAGUCUACGAGGAUUUUCGGAAUAGAUUUGAGAUGAUCCGUGCUCGGUCGACGGAGGUAAACGAGGGGGCAACCAAACUGAGAGAAGAACUGAACGGGGGAGAUUGUGAUCUGGAUGAUCUAUACGAAUUGGAGAAGGAUGCCGAUGAUGGCUUUCGGAGGAUCGAGGACCUGACGGCUCAGAUCGCACAACUUGCUAGAGACGUCGAUCCGAUCGACGGCUUAAUCGACUGUUUUAAUGAGCUAAUUGUUCUUGAUGAAGAUUCAAGAGAGCGGAUAGCUUGUUUGAUUGAACGCAAGAACUUUUGGCUUCACUACCUCGUCGAUGGCUUGAAUCAGAUCUCUCGACUACAGAGUAUCAUCCCAAGUAUCGGUGUCGAACUUCAAGCUCUGAAUAGCGAUCUGAAAACUCGUACAGAUCCGUUUCGUUAUCUGGCUCGGCUUAAAGAUUUCGUCACGGCUUAUGCCUCGACAGUAGUAGAGGUGGUACGGCGACGCGAAUAUGCUCGCCAUCUGGCAGAUUACGCCUCGGCCCUCAAUAACCUAGUCUCUAAACUUGCGAAUGAUGAACGUAGACGGAGAGGAGUCUAUCGCACCGAAUAUGCAGGAAAAUUGCCCUUUGCGGUUGAGGGACUUGAUGACAAGAGUGUGCCGACGAUCGAAUUCGAGAUCCGAUACAUCGGUGGAGGUGGGGCGAUCGUGCCUAAAUCAAAGGACACCAGCAGCAAGGCCACGCCAAUUACAGGGGCCGACUUACCCCCUCUGACAAGAGCGGAUGUAGACGAGCUGGUCGCUGGACUACAAAACAUCGAGGAUUCAUCUGAUAACUCUUCAACAGAUAAUUACUCGCCCAAAGUCCCUGCCCGAGAGGUUCGGCUGUUGGUUGAGAAGCAAUUCAGCCGACUCGAAGCCAUGGAAAAUGCCUUUGCAGCCGCUGUCGAAAAAUUUGUGAUGUCAGAGAGUGAAUCAUGCAUAGCUGGCCAACCUGUUGACGCAGAAGAAGUAUCACAAUUGAAGGCUCGUGUAGCUGAGCUGGAAGCCACCCAAGCAAACCUGACAGAACGACUUCGAGCCGAAAGCACCGCAGCUAUCACCGCCUCCCGGAAAGCCCAACAAGAGACUCAGAUACACAUUCGAAAAACUGAAGACCUCAAAUUGCAGUUGUUGAGCGUCAAGGAAGAGGCCCGUCACGAGAAGGAAAGACUCACCCAGGAUCAACAACCAUUGAUCACGGAGCUUGCCAAUGCCAGCGAGACAAUUGAAAGAUUGAACGAGCGGAUCGGUCAACUGGAAGACGAACUGAAAUCUCGAACUAAAUCAUUACAAGACACAGAAAGGCAGGUGACUUCGGCAAGGGCGACGGCGGAUGAUGCAACUCGAGAGCUACAUGAUCUCGAGGCUCGUCAUCGAGACCACGUCUCGGACCAUGAGAUUGUAUUGAACCGACUCCAGCAAUCACGUGAUCGGUGUACUGAGUUGGAAAGGGGGCUUGCUGAUUGUCAGAGUCGUAAUCAAACACUGUCUAGUCAAGUUGAAGAUCAAACUAAACUGAUGGCGAGUCGCGCAUCUGAAGCAGAAGAACUGAGGGAACGCAUGGAAAAAGAGAUUUCAGAGCUCAAAGCGCGACUGGAAGACGAAAAACAACAAAACUGUAAUCUGCAAAACAAGGUUACCCAGCAGGAAAUCGAAAUAGGUCACAUCACUCAACAGUCUAAAUUACUUGCCGAAGCUCAUACGGCCGCUGAAUCUCGGUGGAAGGACGAGACUAUGACAGCGACUUCGUGCUUGGAGAAUCAUUGUCGCAACGCUGUCCAGGCCUUGAAAAGCUAUCAGAAGGUCCAUCGGACCGUCAAGAAUAAGAUCAUCAACAUGCCCCGGCCAGGCUCUAGCCAAAAGUCUGCCGUGACGCCCGGUGCAAGUAAUGCAUCACACCCAACCGGAGAAGCUACGGGUUCAGAUAGCCCAGCCGGCGUUGACCCAGGCUCGAAUUGUGUCAGAGAAGAAGAAGAAGAGUUACCAUCACCUUUGUCUCCCGAGUUCGAGGCCCUCCUCCAAAGCCUGUUGCAAUUCGAUCAUGAAUCGAUGGUCGACCUGGUUCACCAGAAGCUCGAUCAACUGUCAGGCUCGAUUCGUAAAUGGAUGAAAGAUUGCAAAGGCUAUCGAGAACGGGCCAAUCGGUCCCAGGAGCAAGCUCAAGUCAAGAUUACAUUCAGAGACUUUGCAAAGGGUGACUUGGCCUUAUUCUUACCCACCCGAAAUCCCUCGGCUCAAGUCUGGGCAGCUUUUAAUGUCAGCUUUCCACAUUACUUUCUACAAGCAAAUGAAACGGUGGCCCCUAUUAUCAAAUCUCGUGAGUGGUUGGUAGCUAGAAUCGUUUCGCUCACUGAAAAGAUGGUCGAUCCCAAGGAGCCAGAAACAAAUCCAUACCAGCUUCCAGCCGGGACACGAUAUUUCCUGUUGGAAGUUGAGCCCUGGAGUGUUGAGAAAACUUCACGGAAAAUGGCACAAUCGAUGAUCGGGGGCGAUAGUCCUGCCCGGCCCAAGAUGCAGAACCAGAUGAGAUCGACGACCCUACCUUCACAGACUGCACCUCAAGCCGCCAGCUCCGCACUCUCAAAAAGACGAAGUUUUGUUGCCGAGGCAGAUAAUACCCCUCAACCCAUCACAUCCUCUGCUCGAGUUGAAGAGGGCCAUAGUGGAGCAUCAGAGAUAACUAAGCCUUCAUCAGAUCCUCUUGAUUCGACUUCGAAUACCCAAGCCAGUUCUAACGUCGAUCUUACCCAAUCGGAAUACACCGUCAUCGAUCGUGCCUCUUCUCCUGGGGCAACUGAACCCUCUUCCGACUCGCCCUUCCGGACUAGUCUGAGUUCAUCGAUCAUCCCGACUAGAAGUAGCCUUUCCGGGCUCACACUCAGUCUGAAGACGUACCAGAAGUCGCCACUUGGCGCGGUGCCCGCAUCGAGUCAUUCACCACUACGGCCGCUCACCGAGACUGACAACGCAUCGAUCGAGGGCGCGCCAGAAUUCAAGCCUUCGGAAUCUGCUCGACCGGCUUUCCUGGCCAGUCUCUCCCAUGCCAGCCCCUCAUCAUCCUCCUCAGCCCCGCGUAAAAUGCCAGGCGCUUUCCAACCCCCGUCGAAGCCCCGCUUAAGGCCGGUCCCCAAGGCGCACAACGCCUCCCGUUCCUCCAGUCGCGCGCCCUCGAUCGCCUCCUCUGUAAAUCUUAAUCCGGCCGUCAAGGCCUUACUGAUGUCUGGCUCGCCAUCCAGUAAGGGCCCAUCCACCGUGUCGACUACGUUCACCUCGAUGGAGAAGGACCCCACCUCGAUUCAUCCUUCUCGCUCGCCCAGUGGGGGUAGCGAACAACAGGUGACCGGACUGGCGCAGAUCAUCAAGCCUCGCUCCGGGGGGUCGCCCGGGGGAAUGAGCAUGUUUGAGAUCGCGAGGCGUCGACUGAGUUUCUCGAGUCCGACCAACAACUAUCCUAUCUCUUCCAUCCAUCAUUCUGCCGGUGGUGGUCCAUCAGGAUCAGCGGGUGCAAGUGGAAGCCAGAACAGCGUCGGCAGCUCCUCCGGAUCGGCGCUCAUUAUAGGCCAUCCCCCUCACACACCCAUCAAUAGGCUCGAGGCACAGACUAUCCCUGAGCCCUCUCGAUCCUCACCCGUCACCCAUAACCACCACCAACAUCACAAUCAACAAUCCGUCAUCCUGGCUAGUCCUUCAUCCGUUGGAGCCACCGCGACUGGGGGAUUGACUGGGUCGGGAUUCUUCUCGGCUUGGAGACGUAGGAAAGAGUCACUUAGCAAUCCUCCGUCCAUCCCUUCCUCUUCCUCUCUUCCCCCUCCUCCUCAUCCGCCUCCUUCUUCUUCUCAUGCCAACACGCUUCCGUCUGUUCAGUCCCCCUCUUCUUCCUCCUCUGUCGCCGCGUCGGACUUGCUGAAACGACUCAGUGGCGCCGUUCAUCCUCCAAACAGUUAACAUCCCCUCUCAACCGCUUUUUUCUUGGGAGGGGGAAUGGCAGGUGACUAGGCCUUCAUUUCUUUCCUUUUUCUCUAGACCCCCUGGGACAUAUGAUCAGUCUUGUAUUUAUCCUUAUCUUAUCUGUCUCUUUUUUUUGUGUGUUUUAUGUGUUUAUUUAUGUGUGUGGAUGGCCAAGUAAUUAUAUAAAUAUGACUUUUUUCUUUUUUUUAUUUAUAUACUAGGGGUUUUUGUUUUUCUCUUCGUUCACACACAUAUUUUCAAACCUUUAUUUUUAAUCAUUCUUAUGUGUUCAAAAAAAAAGAAAAAUGAACAUCUAAAACUGUUGUGAUUAUAUAUUAUUAGGUGUAGAUCCAUACAUGUUUGUUGAAUGAUAUGAUGUAAUUUAAGUUGUUUGUUGUGUUGAUUGUUCUACAUAGUAUAAUUG
Messenger RNA from Puccinia graminis f. sp. tritici CRL 75-36-700-3, 5300 nucleotides. RefSeq lists its product as uncharacterized. Gene Ontology annotation, cellular component: extrinsic component of membrane; phagophore assembly site membrane; Atg1/ULK1 kinase complex. Lineage: Eukaryota; Fungi; Basidiomycota; Pucciniomycetes; Pucciniales; Pucciniaceae. The record is from RefSeq and is a predicted model, not a curated record. The transcript is spliced from 9 exons. Gene Ontology annotation, biological process: autophagy of peroxisome; reticulophagy; autophagosome assembly. Gene Ontology annotation, molecular function: protein kinase binding; molecular adaptor activity. Bases 101 to 4873 code for a protein of 1590 amino acids.